Molecule: messenger RNA, 2754 nt
Organism: Lathyrus sativus (Indian pea)
Lineage: Eukaryota; Viridiplantae; Streptophyta; Magnoliopsida; Fabales; Fabaceae
Source: the annotation of a GenBank genome assembly
AUGGGGUUCUCAAAAAAACAAUUCCCAACCUACCUUUUGAAUACUAUACUAUUUGAGGUUGUUGUUUUUUCCUGGCUAUGGUUACAUGUUACAAGCCUUGGUUCCAUGUCAUCAAUUGCUGUGUCUUAUGGAGAUAAGGGUUCAGCUUUCUGUGGCUUGAAAUCUGAUGGAUCUCAUACUGUGACAUGCUAUGGAUUCAAUUCGGCUAUAGUUUAUGGAACACCGUCUCAUUUUCCGUUCAUCGGUUUAACUUCUGGUGAUGGUUUUGUUUGCGGACUUUUGAUGAGUUCGAAUCAACCGUAUUGUUGGGGGAGUAGCAGCCAUAUUGAAAUGGGUGUGCCACAACCUAUGGUUAAAGGAGCUCAGUAUUUAGAAAUCAGCGCCGGGGAUUAUCAUGUUUGUGGAUUGAGGAAGCCUUUAACAGGAAGAUUCAGGAACAUUUCUUUUGUUGAUUGUUGGGGGUACAACAUGACGAAUAACUACGUGUUUGAUGGACAGAUUCAAUCGAUUUCGGCGGGUUCUGAGUUCAAUUGUGGACUUUUUUCGCAGAAUAGGACGGUUUUUUGUUGGGGCGAUGAGGUUAGUAGUCAAGUUAUUAGGUUGAUUCCUCGCGGUAUGAGAUUUCAGAAAGUUUCUUGUGGAGGGUAUCAUGUGUGUGGAAUCUUGGAAGGUGUGAAUUCAAGAACUGUUUGUUGGGGAAGAAGUUUGGAUAUGGAGGAAGAGAUUUCGUUGAUUCCGAAUCAAGGACAAGGUGGUAGUGUUGAGUUGGCACCAAAUGAUCCUAUGCUUUCUGUUGUUGGAGGAAAGUUUCAUGCUUGUGGAAUUAAGAGCUAUGAUCAUGGUGUGAUUUGUUGGGGUUUGAGUUUGAAAACAAGCACAACAGUUCCUAAAGAGAGUAAAGUGUUUGAAAUUGCAGCUGGUAAUUAUUUUACAUGCGGAAUUCUCGCUGCGAAAUCGCUCGAACCUAUUUGUUGGGGUGUUGGAUUUCCAACUUCUCUACCUUUGGCUGUUUCGCCAAGAACGAGAAAGUGUUUCUCUGAACCUUGUCCUGCAAGUUACUAUGAAAUUGAAAAGGAUCAACAAAAGGGUCUAAAUUGUAAGGAUUCGAAUUCGCACCUUUGUGUUCCAUGCAGUGGUGUUUGUCCUGAUGAAAUGUAUGAGAAAAGUCGUUGCGAUUCGAAAUCUGAUAUAUUGUGUGAAUAUAAUUGUUCGGUUUGCUCUUCGCCGGAAUGUUUCUCGAAUUGUUCCUCCUCUUCUUCUUAUCCCAAUGGUGAUAAUGGGAAGAAAAGUGAAAGAUUUUGGUCUAUGCAGUUGAUAGUAGUUGUUUCUGAGAUAGUGUUUGUUGUUUUCAUAGUUAGUGUUGUGUCGAUAACCGCGGUUAUGUAUGUUCGUUACAAGCUUAGAGAUUGCGAGUGUUCGACAACAGCGUUAAACUCGGCGACGAGACUCAAUGUUGGUUCUUCGGCACAAAAAGAUAACGGAAAGAUUCGACCGGACGGGGAGGAAUUUAAGAUAAGGAGAGCUCAGAAGUUCACAUAUGAGGAACUUGAAAAUGCAACUAGUGGAUUCAAAGAAGAAUCCAUAGUAGGUAAAGGAAGUUUUUCAUGUGUGUUCAAAGGUGUUCUCAAAGAUGGAACAGUUGUUGCUGUUAAAAGGGCUAUUAUGUCACCAAACAUGCAGAAAAAUUCGAAAGAGUUUCACACAGAACUCGACUUGCUAUCGAGGUUGAAUCAUGCUCAUUUGCUCAAUCUAUUAGGCUAUUGCGAAGAAGGCGGUGAAAGAUUACUUGUUUAUGAGUACAUGGCUCAUGGAUCAUUGCAUCAACACCUCCAUGGCAAAAACAAGGAGUUGAAAGAGCAAAUGGAUUGGAUCAGACGGGUAACAAUCGCGGUCCAAGCCGCGCGAGGAAUCGAGUACUUACACGGUUACGCGUGUCCACCGGUUAUCCAUAGAGAUAUCAAAUCUUCAAAUAUCUUAAUAGAUGAAGAACACAAUGCUCGAGUUUCGGAUUUCGGUUUAUCGUUACUUGGUCCAACGGAUAGUAGCUCCCCGUUGGCCGAGUUACCAGCGGGGACGCUCGGUUAUCUCGACCCCGAAUACUAUAGACUUCACUACCUCACAACAAAAUCAGAUGUGUAUAGCUUUGGUGUUCUACUAUUAGAAAUCCUAAGUGGUAGAAAAGCUAUUGAUAUGCAAUAUGAAGAAGGUAACAUUGUUCAAUGGUCGGUACCGUUAAUAAAAUCGGGCGACAUAGCUUCGAUUUUAGACCCUUGUUUGAAACAACCUUCUGAUAUUGAAGCAUUGAGAAGGAUAGCAAAUGUUUCUUGCAAAUGUGUGAGAAUGAGAGGUAAAGAUAGGCCUUCAAUGGACAAAGUAACAACAAGUUUGGAAAGAGCAUUAGCAAUGUUAAUGGGAAGUCCUUGUAUUGAUCAACCAAUUCUACCAACAGAAGUUGUUUUAGGAAGUAAUAGAAUGCAUAAGAAAACAUCUCAAAGGUCGUCGAACCGGUCGGCUUCAGAAACCGACGUGGUCGAAGGCGAAGAUCAAAGGUUCGAGUUUAGAGCACCUUCAUGGAUAACUUUUCCAAGUGUUACUUCUUCUCAAAGAAGAAAAUCUUCGGAAUCGGAAGGCGAAGUUGAAGUGAAGAUUGAAGGAAGAAACUUUGUUGGUGGUGGUGAUGUUUUGAGAAGCCUUGAAGAAGAGAUUGGUCCUGCUUCUCCUCAAGAGAGACUCUUCUUGCAACACAACUUUUGA